Molecule: messenger RNA, 2055 nt
Organism: Selaginella moellendorffii
Lineage: Eukaryota; Viridiplantae; Streptophyta; Lycopodiopsida; Selaginellales; Selaginellaceae
Product: E3 ubiquitin-protein ligase RGLG3
Exons: 10
Coding region: 396-1634 (412 amino acids)
Biological process (GO): protein K63-linked ubiquitination
Molecular function (GO): ubiquitin protein ligase activity
Source: RefSeq, a predicted model, not a curated record
CGGCGGGGACGCAGAUCCUUCGAAGAAAAAACGAGCUUUCUUCCGGCAGUGGUAAACAAACUACGGCGCUUUUCUCUUUCUUGUGAUCGCGGGUUUGCUGAAUCGUGAAGCUUAGUGGAAAGGGAAGCGUGGAGUAAAGCGCCAGGAAAUUCGUGACCUUUUUAUUUUGGUGGGGAUGGAUGAGCACAGGAUCAAGCCAACAUUCUUCUACCGCGGGAAAAGUUUACUUUAAACUUUUGAAGUGUUUGUGUUUGCCACGUGCUCUGACCAAUGAUUUACUCUGUGUGGAUCUCCGCCGUUGGCUAUCUUGGAACGAAUGCUAGGGCUUGACGAACGCGGGGAUUUUCGAUCGAUAUAGACACGAGAUUUAGGUCUUGUUCUUCCGUCUAGAUCAUAUGGGAGGCGAUUUCUCCAAGCCGGAUCCUCACUACGAUAGCUACGCCGCGUCGCCGUCUCCGCGCGUCCAGCCCACCUCUCCGCCGAAAGCUAAGAUACACCGCCGCUUCUCCACGAAGUACUCGCACAUCGCCGAUAAUUUCGCUAGCAUUGAGGAGGUACAGCAAGAAUUGCGAAGAACAGGCCUCGAGUCCUCCAAUUUGAUCGUUGGCAUCGAUUUCACCAAGAGCAACGAGUGGACUGGAAGGAUCACUCAUCAAGGGAAGAGUUUACACGCAAUCGGCGAUGGUAGCGUGCCAAAUCCUUACGAGCAAGCGAUUUCUAUCAUCGGGAAAACCCUCUCCGACUUUGAUGACGACAACUUGAUUCCUUGCUUUGGCUUUGGAGAUGCAUCCACGCACGACAAUUACGUCUUUAGCUUCUACUCGGAUCACCGCCCCUGCCAUGGUUUCGAGGAAGCUCUUGCAAGGUACCGUGCCAUCGCUCCUCACGUCCGGCUCGCUGGACCGACUUCGUUUGCUCCCAUAAUCGAGGCUGCAGUAAGAAUAGUGGAACAAAGCGGUGGUCAGUAUCAUGUUCUCGUGAUCAUUGCCGAUGGCCAAGUAACAAGAAGCGUAGAUACGGAGGUCGGGCAAUUAAGUCCUCAAGAGAAGAGCACGAUUGACGCGAUUGUGACUGCGAGCAACUAUGCGCUGUCGAUCGUUCUUGUUGGAGUUGGCGAUGGUCCUUGGGAUAUGAUGAAAGAGUUUGACGACAACAUCCCCAGACGAGCAUUCGAUAACUUCCAGUUCGUUAACUUCUCCCAAAUAAUGUCGAAGAAGCUGCCUCUCCAUAAGAAAGAAGCAUUGUUCGCAUUAUCAGCACUCAUGGAAAUCCCAGCUCAGUACAAAGCAACGGUAGAACUUGAAAUCUUGGGGCGAAGAUCUGGAACUGCGACUAGUUCUCUUCCUUUGCCACCUCCUGUUCAAGUAUUGCAAGCGGACUCUCAGUUUCACGUUGAGCCAUCGUCGUCUGGUUACUAUCCUCCAGCUGAAAACUACUACACUCCACCUGGAUUUUCACCUACGGCACCGAGGGGCGUGGACCUUCCAGAAAGCCAGGUGUGCCCGAUCUGUCUCACGGAGAGAAAGGACUUGGCUUUUGGCUGCGGACACCAGACAUGCAGGGAGUGUGGUGCCAGUUUGACGAACUGUCCGAUUUGCAGACAGGAGAUUUCGACUCGAAUUCGGCUGUACUGAAAGACUGGAGCUGGGAUUCGCGCGGCCGUUCGUGUACAGGCAAAGGAUUUGUUUUUCGAGGGAGGUUCGUGGUUUGCUACAGUUUUGUCGCAAGGAAUCGGCGGCCAAGAGCUUUGACACUGGAAUGAUACCGCUGUAAUUCUUUCUCGCGACUCUCAGGGAGGGAAUCUUCUCCCCGCAAAUCGUUUCUUCCUUUUCUUUUGGUUUCUUUUCCUUCCUUUGUUUUCAAAGGGGUCGUACUUUGUGAUGUUGACGCAGACUUUCGUAUGAUUCGAAACCAUUUUUUCUCUUUUUUGCCACCCCUCUCUGUGUAGAUUUUUUUUUUCAUACUCCCCAGAGCCGGGACGUGCCCGGACCAUCCAUCAACCUUGGCUCUCUAACAUUGUCUUCGAAUUUAUCAAAUAGAAACAUGGUUAGAUUA